GAACCAGGCCAGACGUACGCGAGAAAUCCAGGCAGAAGGUGGCAUUAGCACUUCUUUCUGAGAUCCCAACCCCUGCCAGACCCACCUGGAGGAGCUGCCACGGUGUUUUUCUGGAAACCCCCUUUCUGUGGCGAGGAUUAUUGGGUCGCGGUCUCCCAAGGACACGGAAACCCUUGCUCAAGAGCUGGAGCGGCUCAGCACCAGGCGAAAGUUCAUGGAGCUGUGACAACCCGCAUUCGGCUCUGUCCCCUCUUCCCAUGCGUGCACUAGGAGGGGUCUUCUCUGCGGCAGACCCAAACCCCCUCGCCGAGUGUCUUCAACGGGUGUCCCCGCACCGCUCGAUCCCCUCCCCCGCCCGUCCCUCCCGGCUGCCAUAGAAACCGGCCUACGAGGUCCCGGCCGGAGUCCCCUUGCCCGACCGGCCCCCCUGGUACUCCCCCCUCGGGCCAGCCCCCCGCUCCGGAUUGGUCCUUCGGGAAACGCCGCGGGGCGCCUCGGUCCCGGAGGCUGAGCCGCGGCCGGCGGGCGGGGUUUGCCGGAGCUUCUGUCCGUCAGCUCAGCCGCCCUUGACAGCCCCGGGAGCCCACGCACCGCACCCGAGCGCCCGGCCGGGCGCCGCCGAGCCCGCCAGCCCGCCGCGCCGCGGAGGGUGAAGCAGCAACUGCCGAAUUUUUGAGACAGCUCACGGCUUAGAGGAAGGCUCAUCUAAAUAAAGGCCAGCUAAAGUGACAUUGCAGGGAUUUAAUCCUUCUCUGGCUGCCCGUGUGACCAGAAGGCUGAUUUGCAAGUUUCUUCUUUCCUGGGGUCCAGAUUAUUAGGUUUCCAGGGCCCUGCAACUUGAAAGUGAGAGCAGCACAAGAUGAAGAGUGUCGAACAGAAGCACCAGCAGCGGGGGCUGGGGGGCCUCCGCGGGGCUUGUACACACCAGAGUGCAAGAUUCUCUGGGCAUCAAAGGAAAUAGCAAACUGGAACCUUUGUCCUGGAACACAGCCACCGACCACAGAGCAUCAGAUUCCACGUUCGCCACCAAGUUGCUGGAGUCCGAUGGGGAAGUGCUGUGGUAGCUGGACGUGUGCUAGUUAACUGUGCAGUCACAGCCUGGGAGUCCCACCUGAGGGAAGGUGGGAAAUGCCUCGAGUGACGGGGGAGGCUCUCGGCCGGGCUGGGCAGAUGCCGACCUCUCACUGAAGACAAGCGGGAGGCUGCUCAGCAAGGAGGUUUGCCCGGCUCGCAGGACAGCAGGACAGCUGUCACGGACCCUGGGCUCUGACAGCCCUCGGCCAGCAUCUCCCGCCAGCUGGGCCUCUCCGCCCUCCGCACUUGCCCUUGAUCGGUGGCUCUUCGCUGCGAUGGAGACGUGAGGCUGGGUGGACGAUGACUGCGGUGUACGUGAAUGGAGGCGGCCUGCUGAGCCCCCAGUGUGCCAGGUGGGAUCGGCGCGAGAGCGGGGACAGCGGCUGUCAGGCGGAGUGCGGCAAGGACGGCGAGGAGGGACAGCUCCGCCAGCUGACGCCUUUCGAGAAGCUGACCCGGGACAUGUCCCAGGAUGAGAAGGUGAUGAGGGAGAUCACGCUGGGGAAACGGAUAGGCUUCUACCGAAUUCGAGGGGAGAUCGGAAGUGGAAACUUUUCCCAAGUCAAGCUCGGAAUUCACUCCCUGACCAAAGAAAAAGUGGCCAUUAAGAUCCUGGACAAGACCAAGUUAGACCAGAAAACCCAAAGGUUACUAUCCCGUGAAAUCUCAAGCAUGGAAAAACUACACCAUCCCAACAUCAUCCGCCUUUACGAGGUCGUGGAGACCUUGUCCAAGCUGCAUUUGGUGAUGGAGUAUGCAGGGGGUGGGGAGCUCUUUGGGAAAAUCAGCACGGAAGGGAAGCUCUCCGAAGCAGAAAGCAAGCUCAUCUUCUCCCAGAUUGUGUCUGCCGUGAAGCACAUGCAUGAAAACCAGAUUAUUCAUAGAGACCUGAAAGCAGAAAACGUAUUUUAUACCGGUAAUACUUGUGUGAAGGUGGGCGAUUUUGGAUUCAGCACGAUAAGUAAGAAAGGUGAAAUGCUGAACACUUUCUGUGGGUCUCCUCCCUAUGCUGCACCUGAACUUUUUCGAGAUGAGCACUACGUUGGCAUUUAUGUAGAUAUCUGGGCCUUGGGGGUGCUUUUGUACUUUAUGGUAACUGGCACCAUGCCUUUCCGGGCAGAGACGGUGGCCAAACUGAAGAAGAGCAUUCUGGAGGGCACCUACAGCGUGCCCCCACAUGUGUCGGAGCCGUGCCACCGACUCAUCCGAGGAGUCCUCCAGCCUGUACCCACAGAGAGGUAUGGGAUCGACUACAUCAUGAACAAUGAAUGGAUGCAAGGGGUGCCUUACCCCAUCCCUUUGGAACCUUUCCAGCUGGAUCCCAAACAUUUGUCAGAAACCAGUACCCUCAAAGAAGAAGAAAAUGAGGUGAAAAGCACUUUAGAACAUUUGGGUAUCACAGAAGAGCAUAUUCGAAAUAACCAAGGAAGAGAUGCUCGAAGCUCAAUCACAGGAGUCUAUAGAAUCAUUUUACAUAGAGUCCAAAGGAAAAAGGCUUUGGAAAGUGUCCCAGUAAUGAUACUACCAGACUCUAAAGAAAGAGGCCUAAAGAAAGGGUCCCGUGUCUACAGAGGCAUAACACACACAUCCAAAUUUUGUUCGAUUUUAUAAAUUGCAUUAGACUGCUGGAAAUUAACCAAGAUCAUUGUUGCCACUUUUAAAUUUUUUUACGGACAACUUGGGUGGAGACAUUUUUGUAAUUUUUAAAUAAAUUCAAAUUUGAAAUAUG
Cynocephalus volans (Philippine flying lemur) is the source of this 2803-nucleotide messenger RNA. RefSeq names its product NIM1 serine/threonine protein kinase (gene NIM1K). The coding region runs from base 1375 to 2685 and encodes 436 amino acids. Gene Ontology annotation, cellular component: cytoplasm. The transcript has 4 exons. Gene Ontology annotation, biological process: microtubule cytoskeleton organization; protein phosphorylation; intracellular signal transduction. Lineage: Eukaryota; Metazoa; Chordata; Mammalia; Dermoptera; Cynocephalidae. The record is from RefSeq and is a predicted model, not a curated record. Gene Ontology annotation, molecular function: ATP binding; tau-protein kinase activity; protein serine/threonine kinase activity.